This is a messenger RNA of Penicillium macrosclerotiorum, 1674 nucleotides long. RefSeq names its product mfs monosaccharide transporter protein. The coding region runs from base 1 to 1674 and encodes 557 amino acids. The record is from RefSeq and is a predicted model, not a curated record. Gene Ontology annotation, biological process: carbohydrate transport; transmembrane transport. Lineage: Eukaryota; Fungi; Ascomycota; Eurotiomycetes; Eurotiales; Aspergillaceae. Gene Ontology annotation, cellular component: membrane. The transcript has a single exon. Gene Ontology annotation, molecular function: carbohydrate:proton symporter activity.
AUGCAGUCUCUUAACCCGGAUCUUUCCGAGCAAUCGACAUCGAGCACAAAUGCGCCUAUUAUACUUUCUUCUCAUAAUACUGGCACCCAGGCAGUCACUAGGAAAAUGUUUUUUCUUUCUGUCUGGGUAUCAUUUGCUGCAUGGAUUGCUGAAUUCGACAUCGGGUAUGCCGGGAUUGUAUUGAUCAUGCCCUCAUAUCAAAAAGCAUUUGGUCAUUGCCGGUCAGUGCAUGACCCUGAUACGGGCAAUGCGAUCGAAGCUUGUGAGCUCAGCACUCUUCAACAGUCGCUAAUCAGUCUCACUUUGCUAUUCAUGGCUGUUGGGAGUGUUUUAGCUGGCUUGGUUGGCUCCAAACUUGGUCGCCGAAGAACAAUACAGAUGGCUUGCAUCUUCUGUCUUGUAGGAGCUGCCGGUAUGCUAGGAACCACAGGAAGUUUUGUGAGCUAUAUGGUCUGCAAAUGCAUCAAUGGUGUUGGGAUCGGACAACUCCUCGCCUCCGCCAUCGUCUAUGGAGCCGAAUGUGUUGCUGCAGACAAACGAGGGCUUUUGCUCGGGAUUUUUAAUAUCGGGUUAGCAAUGGGGAAUGUGACAGCCGCAGCUGUUUGCGCUGGAUCAGCAACUUUAGCACCAGACAAUGACUGGCAGUGGAAAACACCAAUUAUCUGUCAAAUUCCCCUUAGUGUCAUUCUCGCUGUUGGGAUGUAUUUGUUCCCUGAAUCGCCACGCUGGUUACUACUAAAAAAGAAAGAAGAGGAAGCCCGAACAUCUUUUGCUACGCUCUUAGGUCUGAAUGCGCUUUCCACUGAAGUCGCAGUACAAGUGGAAGAUAUCCAAAGACAUCUUGAAUUUGAGCGGUCGCUUAGCAAAACAACCUCGUGGAUCGAAAUAUACCAUGGCGCCAAUCUACGAAGGACGGCAGUCUCUGGACUAAUAUUAGUUGCGCUUGCUAUAACCGGCAUCCAAUUUGUGGCUCCCUUUGCAGCUCUCUUCCUUAGUGGAGUUGGCGUGGAGAAUCCUUAUGUUGUCAACGUAAUUGUUGGCCUUUGCAUUUUUGGCGGAGCUUGCAUAGGCUCAAUACCCCUUGAAUAUGGUGGAAGGAGAUUUUCCAUGUUGGUUGGCUAUAGUCUCAUGGCCAUCUGCAUGUUGAUAUUUUCUUCCGUCGCCACUGGACUUGGAGCUGAUAAUCCAAUAGCCAAACACGUUGUGGUUGCUUUUGUCUGUAUCUGGGCCUUCGUAUUUGGCGGUUUCAUCGGCCCAAGUGUCUGGUUAGCUUCGGCAGAAAUGCACUGUCUACAACUGAGAACAUACGGCCAAGCAAACACGACUUUUUGCUAUGAAAUAUUUGCAUUUGGUGCCACUUUUUGGACACCAUACAUGCUCAACCCAGAGUACGGAAAUAUGGGGACUAAUGUGGGCUACUUUUAUUUCGGGAUUACCGUUGCAGUCUUGGUUCUUGUUUUCCUCUUUGUGCCGGAGACGUCCAGAUUGACACUUGAACAAAUUGAUGACUACUUUGCAUCUGGAAAGCCGGCAUGGAAAACAUCCACCUCGGAAAACUUGAAGAUCUCUCGGGAGGUUGCGCUUAAUACAACUUCGAGUCCACGGGGGCAGUCAGAGGUGGAGAAGCAGGUUCCAUGCACGAGAACGCACAAUUCCGAGAUUGAAGUUCGUUAA